UAGUACGUGGUAUAGAAUAUUCUAUAACGUUAGAGCGCCCGCGUACCGACACGUUGACGGCGUAUGUCUCGCGCUGCUAACGACGACGCUUGGACGUUCCUGCUUACCCGUCGCGAAUUAGAAAUCGAACUUAGCCGUAGGAAUCUUUCAAUUCGAGGAAUUACCCCGGUAUUGAGAGUUCGUUUAAUCAGGCAUUUACAGUUCGGACGUGGCGAAUUAUCGUCCCCAGGAACUCCCGAUCGUAUUAACUCAUCGAUAGACUUAUCGCCGAUUAAUAGAAUGUCGGAACCACAAGAAAAUAGUCCCGACGAGCAAGGAAGCUCGCCGCGUCGUGUUACGAUACAUCCCGCGCACGAAGGCGAUCCAAUGCGAACUCCUUCAUCGGGUAGGUCGACGGACCGCACUCUUAACGGAGACCGAACAUUAGCGCUAGACACCACCACUAUGACUACUGCAUAUAACGCUAUGAGGAAAUGGGAGUUGAAAUUCUCGGGAAAACGCGGUGAAGAUAUCGAGGAAUUUAUUACUCGCGUAGAGGAAGGUCGCGAAAUUAUCCCAGUAUCGGACGACGAUCUAUUACGAUGUAUGCCUCUUUUCCUAUCGGGUGUUGCCCUCUUAUGGUUCCGUGACGAACGCGAAUAUUUCCGCGAUUGGCCGGAUUUCGUAUCAGAGGCACGCGCUCGGUUCAGCGAUUCAGAUUUUCAGGUAGCCCUGCGGGAGGAAAUUGCUAGACGUACGCAAGGCAAGAACGAACCUAUUGCGGACUACCUUACGUGCAUCCGUGCAAUGUUUCGUCGAUUAGAUCCGCCCUGGACCGACCAGGAACAGGUUGCCUAUGCACACCGAAACCUCCUACCGCGUUACCAAGUAGCCAUCUCACCGCGCGAUGCUACCGACAUGCGAACUUUAACGAGUAUCGCGAAAUGCGUCGAACGAACUUUUUCUCUCUCGCGACAGUACCGUGAGCCUCCCUCGCCCGACCAGUCCCUUCUUCCGGCUUUAGCAUAUCGUGACGGAAAAGUUAAGCGUGACCACACACAAUCGGCUAUGGCAGCGUUAGAUCUAACGAAUCCGCCUCCUAAUCCCGUCCCGGAGGACGAACCUAGUACUUCUCGCGAUAAGUCCCGUUACGGAAAUUCGAAAAGUUAUCCCCGCGACUCGACUCGGCCCCGUGAUAGACGCGGUGCAAAUGGAAACAAUAAUAAAAGACCAGCAUCAUCGACGCCAGGCGGAAGUCGCGACAACCCACCGAAACGUUCGAGUAAUAGGGACCCUAGACGAUCGACGGCUUCCAAGCAGUCGACCACAGAUACCGAGGCUGACGCACACCGCGACCGCCACACGGUACUAGCGUUAGUCGACUCAGGUUCUAGUAGAACUUUUAUCGGGACGGAACUAGCCGAACUAUUGCGUAGUCAGAAUUAUUCGUUCAAAAGUAUCGAAAAGACACCGGUGAUAGUAGCCACAGGACAUUUAGAGGAGGUGAAGGAGCAGGUGGAGAUCCCGAUACAGCUCCACAAUCGUGAACAACUCGUGACAGCAAG
Messenger RNA from Cephus cinctus (wheat stem sawfly), 1544 nucleotides. RefSeq lists its product as uncharacterized. Gene Ontology annotation, molecular function: aspartic-type endopeptidase activity. Lineage: Eukaryota; Metazoa; Arthropoda; Insecta; Hymenoptera; Cephidae. The transcript is spliced from 2 exons. The record is from RefSeq and is a predicted model, not a curated record. Gene Ontology annotation, biological process: proteolysis. The annotation marks the transcript as partial.